GCCUGUUGGUUGAAGCAGGUUUGUGAGGGACGAAGGAACGAAUCUAAAUCAAUCAUGACCGCUUUACUCGGCGUGGGACUCGUGACGUUUGUCUUAGUGAUAGUUCUCUUAAUACUUAAACAUUUCUUCUGGACUGGGCGGCUGAAAAAUGUCAAGAACAAGCACAUCGUGGUGACCGGCGGUUCGAGCGGCAUUGGGAAACACGUGGCGAUCACCGCCGCCAAACACGGUGCGAACGUGACUAUAAUCGCGAGGAAUGUACAUAAAUUGGAGGUCGCCCGUAAAGAGAUACUGAAUGCCCGCGCGAACAAAGACGAACAAAUGGUGGAGCACCUGUCGUUGGAUAUCGGCGCGAAUUACGAGAACGUCGACAAGGCAUUGGCCGAUCUCGAGAAGACCAUGGGGCCAAUUUACAUGCUCAUAAAUUGCGCCGGUUUCGCGAUCCCCGGAAAAAUCGAGGACCUCGCGGUGAACAGUUUUCACGAGAUGAUCAACGUGAACCUUGUCGGCACGUAUUACUGCAUCAAGGCCGUGGUGCAGCGAAUGAAGGCCGCCGGAGAAGGAGCGAUUGUGAUCACAGCGUCUCAGGCGGCUUUUCUGGGGAUCUACGGCUUGGCGGCUUACACCAGCACCAAGUUCGCGCUUCGUGGUUUAGCGGAGAGCCUGGCGAUGGAACUGCGGCCGUACAACAUCUCCGUCACCCUAAGUUUACCACCGGACACGGACACGCCGGGUUACGCGACGGAGCAGCUGACGAAGCCGCUGGAGACGCAUCUCAUUUCGCAAACGGCGGGAUUAGUCGACCCCGAAGUAGUCGCGGAGAAGUUGUUCAAGGAUGCGCGGGCUGGUAAAUUCUUCUCUACCGUGGGUCAGGAAGGUUUCAUUAUGAUGACGCUGUGCGCCGGGAUGUCGCCGUUCACGUCUAUCAGCGAGCUUCUGCUGCAGGCGUCGCUGAUGGGCCUGAUGCGACUCGUCAGCGCGUUCUACCUCGUCUCCUUCCAGAGGAUCAUCCUCAACUGCAUGAAGACGCGCGACAAAAACAAAAAACUCGAGUGAGCGCGCGCGCGCUCGCAUUACUACCCCUGUGAUUUUUCAUCGCGAACAAAAUUCGACGGGAUGUCGCUAACUAGUUGAAACAUAAUUUUUUCGUAUACUUUUUAUAAUUUAAUACGAUUCCAAUUAACGUUUCUCUUUGUUUCACUUUCUAACACGAUUCAUCAUCGUAACACCCGUGUUUCGCACAACGUUCGUUUCUACUUCACAUUCCCCUUCUCAAUUCUCGAAAUUCUUCGUCGUGCAACAUAAUACAUGUUAAUGUUAUGUAACACGUAACGCAACACCUCGAACAGAGAAUCUCCCAAGGAGAGAGAAUAAAACUCGCUGUGCUCUUAA
This is a messenger RNA of Dinoponera quadriceps, 1392 nucleotides long. It is a transcript of the gene Kdsr, whose product is annotated as 3-ketodihydrosphingosine reductase. The transcript is spliced from 4 exons. Gene Ontology annotation, biological process: sphingolipid biosynthetic process. NCBI's taxonomy places the organism in Eukaryota, Metazoa, Arthropoda, Insecta, Hymenoptera, Formicidae. The record is from RefSeq and is a predicted model, not a curated record. The coding region runs from base 55 to 1056 and encodes 333 amino acids. Gene Ontology annotation, molecular function: 3-dehydrosphinganine reductase activity. Gene Ontology annotation, cellular component: endoplasmic reticulum membrane.